Messenger RNA from Rhopalosiphum padi (bird cherry-oat aphid), 2184 nucleotides. RefSeq lists its product as uncharacterized. NCBI's taxonomy places the organism in Eukaryota, Metazoa, Arthropoda, Insecta, Hemiptera, Aphididae. The record is from RefSeq and is a predicted model, not a curated record. Bases 96 to 1571 code for a protein of 491 amino acids. The transcript has a single exon.
UCGCAAAUAAUUUUAAUACGUUUCUUACCUUCCUACAAGUAGGAAACCCACACCAUAUAUAUAUCUAAUUUUGAUUAAGUGCGCCAACUGCGAAAAUGUUGUUCGCGUUCAUGUUGGCGUCGACAUUGGCCGCGUCCGCGGUGCUCGGCCGUUCGUCCGGCCCGACACCGACGCGCGUCACAUACAUGCAAGAAGAACAAAUCCAAGGCCAGAUCGACGAGUCGGCACAAGUCGUGGCCGUCGGCGACAGAUCUUCGAACCUGAAAUUCGUGAUGGCCAUCCAGAGCUCGAGCAUUUGGACGGACGUCAAGCAACGGUCGUUGACGAUUAAUUCGACACAGCGGUUGGACGACGCGACAGCCGAAAAAUCACCGAACGACUUGUCCGACAAGGAACUGGCGAAGCUCAAACAGGCGUGCCACGACGGGCUCAAGUGCGUAGCCGUUGACCAGCUGUUGGUGCUCAAACAGGUCAGAGAACCACUCGGCGACGGCAACACUUCGGUGCGCAUGGCCAUCACCAAGAUCACCCAGGUGAUCACCAAGUACACGACCGAGUACCACGAGGACGUUUACCAGUACGAGGAGGUCACGCAGUCCGACGACCCGUCCAAAGUGUACGAGUCGGUGACCACCAUAGUGGAAGACAACAAGGAACUGUGUCAGAUCGACUUGGUGCCCGACAAGCGAGAAAAGAAUACGACUGACGUCCAGAAAACGGUCGAACGUCAAACCCACCCCUCGGCGGCGGUCGUUAUCGACAACAACAACACCGUCGACUACGAUACGACCAAUAACUACAACAUCAACGACGGUACCGUCAACAGUGCCACCAUCAACAAAGAGCCUUUCGGCAAAACGACUAUCGUCGAAUCGCCCGAACCCGGCCCCGACGGCCGCCCGGACACCGGUAGAAUGGUAAUCGUUAUCGCCCCGAGAGCCGAACCCGCCACCGCCGACGGCGGAAAUAUCAAAAAUCGGUCUCCGAACGGUCUGCCCGCCGAAAAGGCCAGCACCGACAACCGUACCGUCACUGAUGACGACGGUGCGCACAAACGCGUCCGACAACAACGCCCGCGGAACAGCGGUACUUCGGCGGACCGACGCUCCUUACCCGCUUCGACCGCGGACGACGAUCGCCGGACGUCCGCCGGUCGACCGGACACUGCCGGCGGUUCCGCAGACGCCAACCGCUCUGUGAAAAAAAAUAACGCGACCGUGAAAAACGAAGGCCGGAAAACGGAAUCGGACACGGACGUGGUGAGCGCGGGCUCGGACGACCGCGCGAGCGUGCGGAAGGGCUACGUGUCGAACGGUACGCUCAACAACGGCAACAUGGUGGAGUACGACAUCAACAACGGGACGGUCAACACGGGCAGGAUCGACGGGAGCACCGCCGACAAAGGUAUCAUAAGCGUUGGCACGGUGAACAACGGGCCGGUCAACUACGGUACGUCCAACACGCACACCAACAACGGAAAUCGGGUGACCGGGCACGGCAACGACGACGUCCGAAAGUAUUUGUCUUCCAUCGAAAAGAUGUACUCGACGAUACUGGAACGGCUCGGCUGAUUCAUUAGCAGUUUGCACUGUCAAUCGUCGUAAUAUUAUUAUUGUGUUACCACCUCGACAUCGCUAUAUAUAUAGUAUUAUAUCGUUUUAAGGAGACGUUUUCGUAUAAAUUAACGUUAAUAACUACGCGCGUUUAUCGCAUACCUAACCUAACGCCACGUCGUCGUCGUCGUCGUUAUGAUAUUUUUCGAGACGGUAUAAGUCAUUACCAUUUAUUAUUACGUAUAUCAUUAUUAUUUGUUGUCAUUUUUAUCGUUAUUAUAUUUUAUCUGUGAUUAAUAUAAUAUUAUAGUUUCCAGAAAUAUAAUUUUUUUUUAAUUUUUAAUCCAUCACAACAUAAUAUAUAUUUUGUUAUAGUCGUGAUAAUAUAGUAAUUAUCAAUUAUUGUAGUGUUGUCUUUGUUAAUUUUUGUUUAUCGACAGAGAAUUACAGAAAACACGUUAUGAUUAUUCCAUAAUACCAACAUUAUUCAUCUCAGCAUGCACAGUGUUGUUUAAAAUAGAAUUUAUCUACGUCUAUAAUUAAUGUCUAAACACAUUGAGGUGUUGUAAUGUAGGCGGAUACUUUAUAAUAUUAUAAGGUGUUAAUAUAUAUAAUUUUUCUUAUUAACUAA